Messenger RNA from Meyerozyma guilliermondii ATCC 6260, 4242 nucleotides. RefSeq lists its product as uncharacterized. Gene Ontology annotation, biological process: regulation of GTPase activity. The transcript has a single exon. Lineage: Eukaryota; Fungi; Ascomycota; Pichiomycetes; Serinales; Debaryomycetaceae. The coding region runs from base 1 to 4242 and encodes 1413 amino acids. The record is from RefSeq and is a predicted model, not a curated record.
AUGGCGUUCGAAAAAGAACUUGUGGGCGCCAUAGCGAAGCGGUUGGCUUCGGUGCUACCCAACAGAACGGGGUACUCUGUCGCCGAGGUCGAAUUCAAUCAACAGUUUCUCAUCACAAAACACCUUUUGCUCCAAAAUACAAAAGAUGAGAACUCCAAAGUCAUCUUUAUAGAAAACAUUUUUGAGAGGCUUUGCUACAUUCUCAACAGCAUUAACGAGGAAGCCGAUUACAGUCGUCUUCGAGACCGUGAUGGCAAGUCGUUGGCGUCGACGUUGAUUGUUCUUCGCACCCUUUCAGAAGUGAUCUUUUCCAACUGGGAAUUUGGAACCGCUUCCAUAAACCCCACACCUUACCUAACAGUUCUCGAUGAAAAACAGAUUACCAGAAACAAACUAUACUCACACUACGUCCCUCCUCCACCAUUAAAUCCUCAUUAUGUGGAGUACAUCCUCGAGACCUUAACCUGUCUCCUUUCCUCACGGCUCGUGAAAACGGUGUCAGCCCUCGUCCGAGGCUCCAGCGACAUUCGAGCUAGUGCCAUCUCCUCGUUGGCAGACCCAGAAGUUCCCGAACUACGUUUCACUGACAAUAAUUUCACCGACGAAGACAUCCAUGCCUGCAUUUGUCAUAUCGAUGCCUACAUCGAACUGGCCCUCAAAUACAUAGCAGCAUCCAACCCAGAGGACUAUUCGUUGUACAUUCGAAAAAAGUUGCUUCGGUUUGUCAAAAAUGGUGAACUCAUACCCAUCAACUCUCUUCAACGAUAUAGCCCUUUGCUCAAGUUUUUGUUCCAUAGAAAGGGCCCCGAUGUCACCUGGGCUUCCCUCGUCUACACAGCAUUACCAUACAUCAAGUCUAAUACUUGGAGACAAGUCUUCAUUGUAUUCUACGCUUCGAGUAUUCAAGACCAGAGUUUUUCGCGACCGGAAGACUACUUGGCGAUAGUUCAGCCGGGCUCGAGCUGGGAACCAGUGGCUAAAAACUUGUUCGAUUUUGUUUGCAGUGUGUUUGACGAGGUCUCAUAUUCCGGGGUUGCAGCUACGGCAAAGAGCUGGCUAUCCGUGCUAUGCUUGAGCGAUUUUAUAGAACUUGAGGCCACCUCGAGACUCAACAAAUUGAAGGUUUCCUUCAACAAGAGACUCAAGUUUUUAUCGGGAAUACUCAAGGAUAUUGGCAAUGCUUCCAAUAUUGAAAGUUUCCAGUCGGCCAUCAAUAUCUUCCAGUUGGGAGCGAGACUCAAAGAGUACCCAGACCACCCGAUAUACAAGUUCAGCUCAGUCAACUUGGAACUUGUUCAUGUAAACUUGCAGAAGUUUGCAGACAAAAUGAAAUCCGGUGAAGAGGCACGAGAAAUCCAGCUCGAUAUGUUGAUUGUGAGUUUCUUCAUCUCAGCAAUCUUAAUCGACCCGCUGAAAUACAUCGAGCUACUCGUGAAAAGAUACCAUGAAACCAACGAAAGCAUAAAAGAUGUUCGAAUUCUUGUCAAGGUGGUGAAGGGCUUAUCGGCGUAUGACACAACAGAAGAAAUAUUCAAUGGUCUCAUGAACCGUCUCGCUUCGCCUUUGAAAGGAAUGAUAUUCACAGCCACGGAAAUUCUUAAGCAGACCAAAUCUCUUAGUGAUUCAUCUUCCAAGUCAAGCGAUUUACUGUUCAAGCAAGCAACCACCAAACGUCAAGCGACUACUUCAGGCACCGAUAGUCCCGCAUUGCUGAUCCAUUCACUUUCGCGAUCGUUGGAGGAUUCAGUCAAGAACAGCUCUUCACCAUCGCUUCAUCCGGUAUUGUCUACUUUCUCAUCCGACAGCAAGACUUCCAGCAAACAAAAGUUGCUAGCCGUGACAGAAGAAGUGCUCGCUGAUCUAUACACUGUCUUUGCUUCGGCUCCCCAUUUGUACUUCAAGGAUAGCCAUCUCAAUUCUUUGUCCAAAGUUGAAGAUAUGGACGAGCUGUUCCUUGCUUAUAGUCGCAGGUUUGUGGACGAAUCUACCAGCCCUAUCAAGUUUGCGAUGGUGUUCAGAAGCGCACACAGCACAAAGAUGUUUGACGCAGCCUGUGCGCUUGCCAUGACCAUCUUUGAUUCCCAGAAUCGUAUCAAUAGACCUCAAACUCCAGUCAACUCCUAUGUGAAUUAUUUGACGGUUUUUUCCAUUUUCCUGGGUGUUUGCGAUGCCUUGUUGUCGUUCAGCUUAACAGACGCCAGUUUCAAGCAAUGCUUCUUGUUCUUGGACCGUUUCUUGCGUGCUCGUACAACAUUGAGUGAAAUUAUUCCCACGAACACCUCCGUUUACGAACCAUCUGCGCAUCUUGUUUGCUCGGUUGCAGCUCAUGCAUUUGAAAACGUGAUUUUUCUUGCCCUUUGCGCUCACGACAUUCAGUACUAUAACAUUGCUAAAAGCCUUUUAGGCUGGUACAUUGGAGAGCGAGAAAAUGUCCAUCAUUACCCUGCUUGUCUCGCAGAAAGCUCCAUAUCAACCUUCAAGGAACUUGUUGACGAUGACUCAGUAUUCACGGGUUUCGUUUCGUUGCAUAAAAGAUUUCGAAAUAUCUUGAGAAAUGCUAAACCAACGCGAGCUUUGUUCUUGGCUUGGGUCAAUAUCUUUGAUCGUUGGAAGUCUAUGAUAGAGUCGAAAUCCAACACUAAUGAGGACAACGCCAUUUUCCGCCAUAUUACUGGAUUUCUAUCUUCAACGUGUGGGUGCUUUUACCAAGAAGAUUUCACCGUGGAAGAUAGCCAGUAUGGAAGUCCACAAGAGCUUGUAAAUGAGUUUAUCGACCGGUGCAUUAGUCUUUUGAGCUCGCAAGAUUUGGUGACGAGAGUUGUUAUAAAAGAUACCUUAUCCAAUGAAUCGCACUCCGCAAGCUACUUUCUCAUUUGCAAGAAGAUUAUGGAUCUUUGUUUGGAGUACGCCGAUACAAAAUACAUCAACGAAAAGAGUAUAAUGUUCAUGGAGCAAGCUGUGGUGAUCAUCACCUCUAUGGUCGGCAUCAAGAACGACGGUGCAUUUGUCGUCGUUGCAAUGUUACCUAAUAUUUGUGAGCUUAUGGUUGACUUUAUCAACCUCUGCGGGAACAUCAACGACAGAUUAAGGUUGAAGUUGAGAUUUUGCAAACUCUGUACUGCAAUAGAAGUCUCCAAUGACAGAAUUGGUAACAGAGGUGCUUUCAAGCUUCGUAACUUCUAUGCAAAAAAUUCUUGUGAUUGGUUGGAACAAGCUGUGUUUUUCGAUGAAACAAGAGAUACUGAGGUGAUCGGAAUGGAUUCGGAAACGGUUUACAUGAUGACUGAUCUUGCCGUUGAAUGCUCAAAGUGCUUAUCCUUGCAAUUAGAUAAACUCAUUCUUGAUGUUCCAGACGGGACAAAGGACGAAGACAUCAGCAAGCACAAAGAUUUAGCUUUUGCAACUUACUUUGCCUUAUUCUACAAGAUACUUCAAAAGUAUACCGGCACCGGCUCCCACAACUUCAAGUACAAAGUUCAACAGGUUAUUGAUAAUGUUCUCAAGUGCAUUUCCAACAUUUUGCAAUACGACACCGAUAUUGGAAUGCAAUUUGUCUUGCCUCUUGGCUUUCAUGAGAACACUAAAAUCAGAGCUAUCUUUCUUGAGGUUUUCUCUCACAUUUUGACCACACGCAAAAUACAAAACUCUAAAGAAGAGUUCCCAGAAGAAGUGAUUGAGCAGAUCGGUGAACUAUAUCCCUUGGCUGGCGCUAUUGCACAAGUGGCAUCCUCAACUGAACACAACAUGCUUGCGUCGUCUUUCUUUGGCGUAUUUGGAUACACGAAAAAAUUGGAUAAACUUUUCCAGGUGCUACUAGACGAGGAGAUAAAACAUGUAUCGCGAUCAUCGGAUAUCUUUCGAAGAAACAGCACUUUGACAAAGUUCCUCUUGAACUUCACCAAGGAAAAUGGCUUUGAAUACCUUGAAUCCACAUUGAAGCCAUUUCUUACUGAGAUAAUUGAGAACGAUGUCAGCUUUGAAAUCGAGCGAAAUGAGUACAACGACGAAGAUUGUGAGGUAUUUGUCACGUAUUUCACAAAAUUAGUCGACACCAUCGUCAAUUCGAUUGACAGAGCUCCCAAAUCAUUUUUCUUCAUAUGUUCUGCGAUCUACCAAUCUGUCAAAUCUCGCUUUGAAGAAUCUGCUCUCGUGGCAGUGGGGUCGUUUAUCUUUUUGCGGUUCUUCUGCCCGGCGAUUAUCAGUCCUGAAACAUUUUUCGAAAAUGGAAGUCAACAACCCUAA